Molecule: messenger RNA, 2868 nt
Organism: Phyllopteryx taeniolatus (common seadragon)
Lineage: Eukaryota; Metazoa; Chordata; Actinopteri; Syngnathiformes; Syngnathidae
Product: solute carrier family 22 member 7-like
Exons: 10
Coding region: 1108-2721 (537 amino acids)
Biological process (GO): transmembrane transport
Cellular component (GO): membrane
Molecular function (GO): transmembrane transporter activity
Source: RefSeq, a predicted model, not a curated record
UACAAACUAAGGGAUACCCCUUAGUUUGUAAUAAUUACUUUGCUGCCUUUUUUAUUUUAUUUGUGUGUGUGUGUGUGUGUGUGUGUGUGUGUGUGUGUGUGUGUGUGUGUGUGUGUGGACAGGAGGGCGUUUUUGAUAUUUGUUUCCAUCCAUAAAGUUCUUGCGCUCCCCACAAGUUGACAGACACGGCCACAGUGGAUGUCUUCCAUAUGUAUUCGUAUAGCUUUAUCAAUUUUGUUUCAAUAAAUCACAAUGCACAUUGUGCCUUUUUUUGUAUAGUAGCCAUUUAUUUCAUCAACACUGUACCUGCAAUACACAAAUGGAAUGUGAUUAAAACAUUCGAUAACCACUGACAGAACUAACUGAUAAACAUAUAUAAUCAAUUGUUUUUUAUUUUAUUUUUUUUUAAUUAAGAGACGUUGUAGACACUGCGUAUAAUGUUUUCUCUUCAAAAUACGAAAUAUUUAUUUGUCAAGUGCACAGUCCAAACACAACAGUAACACUAAGCAAUCAAAUUCUUACUUUGCGAAAGUCCAAGUCCAUACUGACAUGCAAAAUAUUGUCAAUACCCAACCAGUUUGAUUCAUCAAUGAUAAAGCAAUUGUUUGGAAUCAUCCGACUUCGAAUAAAAUACAAUCCCUGAAACAGAUUUACAUUUUGGCUUGAAAGUAUAAUCAAAUAUCAGAACAUCUCAGUUUCUCUGUGGAAACUUUUCUUCUGUCAUUAUCCAAUGCUCGAGAGGAGCCCCACACACCAUAAUUGUGUAAGUAAGUAAAUUAAAUAUUAUCCCGUGACAGCCUUGUCAAUAAUAACAGAAGUUCGUUCUCGAGUCAAUUAUUACAUUAUUAUUAUUAUUAUUGGUUCAAAGCACAUAUAGGUUAACACCAGCUCAAGCCAUCAAUAUUGUUCUUGUAAUGUAUAAUUGCAGCAACUGGCAACUCAUUUAUUCUUAAAAUAGGUUACUUGCCAAAUCGUGGCCAUACAUCUGCAAAACGAGAGCGUUCUCAAUGUGUCACGGCGAUCUCCAUAACUGUCCAUUAACUCGGGCUGCAAGACUUUCCUGUUUUAUUUGUGCCUCGCUCCACAUUUGCCAGUCGUACUUUCACGAUGAAGUUCGAUGACGUGUUACCAGAAGUGAACGGCUUCGGGCCGUUCCAGUUUAGGCUGAUCCUCGCGUUGAUGAUUCCUCGACUGAUUUUGCCCUUUCAAUUUCUGCUGAAUAAUUUCAUCGCAUUUAUUCCUUCUCACCACUGCAACGUCAGUGCUUUAGAUGAUGGGGGAAUUUUUCGGGGUCUCUCCAGUGAGGAAAGGCUCAUUGUUAGUAUUCCAGUCCAGGACGACGGGAGUCUGAGUUCUUGUCAGAUGUUUGCAGAGCCUCAAUAUCAUCUGUUGCUGAACUCCUCCAAUACUACAGCGCUACCUACAGUUCUUUGUCAGGAUGGAUGGGUGUUUGAUGCAUCCACCAUGAAGUCUACUCUGGCCACUGAGUGGGAUCUGGUUUGUGAGCGAAAGAGAGUGAACAAAACCACAGCCACUAUCUUCUUCCUUGGCGUCAUGCUUGGAGCAGCGGUGCUUGGUUAUCUCAGUGACAGAUUUGGUAGGAAAUCAAUGCUAUUGGUGUCCUAUCUGAUCACCACGAUCUUCGGAUUUGGAAGUGCUCUGUCAUCUAAUUACGCCAUGUUUGCAGUCAUGAGGUUCUUUGCCGGUUUUGGAAGUUCUGGAGUCAACGUAAUCAGCGUGGUUCUGUGUAUAGAAUGGGCGGACAUCAAGCGUCGGUCUUCUGUGUUAAUUUUACUAAGCAUGGACUGGAGUUUGGGCAGUUCGCUGCUAGGUGCUCUGGCCUAUUUAGUGAAUGACUGGAGGUACUUGAUAGCCGCCUCAACCAGCCCGCUUUUGCCGGGAAUCAUUUAUUGGUGGUGGCUACCUGAGUCUUCCAGAUGGCUGAUAAGCCAAGGGAAGGUUAACCGUGCUUAUUUUUACCUAAACAAGUGUGCAAAGGUAAACCGGAGAGAGCAGUUCAUGAAUGACCUAAAACCUGAGGGUUUGUCAAAAAUCAUUGUGGUAGAAAAAGAGAAAAGAAAAUAUUCUGUUUUGGAUCUGCUGAGGACUCCCAGGAUGAGGAGACUGACUGUAAUUUGUGGGGCUGUGUGGUUUGGAGUAGCCUCCAGUUAUUACGGAAUCAGCUUGAAUGUCGCUGGAUUCGGCGGGAACAUUUAUGUGACACAGUUGAUCUACGGAUUCUCGGAAAUUCCAGCCAAAGUUUUCUGCUUCUUUUCCUUGAACAAACUCGGACGAAAGUUCAAUCAGAUUGGUGGACUUCUUCUGACUGGACUGUGUUUGUUUUGCAACAUGCUAAUCCCGCCUGAUAUGGCAGCAUGUCGGACAGCAGUGGCGGCAUUGGGCAAGAUGUUUUCUGAAGGAGCUUUUACUGUUUUGUAUUUGUACACAACUGAACUAUAUCCUACAGUAUUGAGGCAAAACGGUUUUGGCUGCUGUUCCUUCCUAUGCCGUCUCGGUGUGGCAGUAUCUCCUCUGGUGGCUCUUCUCGAGGAAGUGUGGGUUGGUUUACCAAGACUCACGUUUUCCAUAAUGGCUUUAGGUGCUGGGUUGUUGACCAUGCUUCUUCCUGAGACAAAUAACGCCCACCUGCCGGAGACAAUUGAAGACGUGGAACGGGCGAAAAGCUCGGAGUCCACAUCAAACAAGGACGCUCCACCAUAGUUUUUGCAAUUGCAAUGAAAAAAAAAGAAACAAACUUCCAACGGAAUGAACAAUUCUCUUUGAUAACUCUGUAGAUCACACAACAUAAUGUUGAGCUGUCUGUUGUUUGUUUCUUUGUAUGAUUCAAUAAAGAUUCCGAAACACAAA